AACCAUCCGCGACCGGCAUGAAAGGCUUGUAUAAAUAUGCCAACUGUGAAGCUGACCUGUUACUUGUCAUCAUUUCAUCCCAGGUAUCAUCUUAUCAAGGAUAAAAUUGCGGAGGGAUAAAAUAUACUUCGGGAAAAUUAAUGUAACGUAAAAUUUACAAAAAUCAAUUAAAUUUUUUUAAAUUUUGACUUUGUGAAGUGCCAUGUGGAAUAUUAAGAUGCUGUUCUCAGUAUUCUUAGCUUGCAUAUGCAUUCCUUAUACAUGGGCUGAAACUGCCAGCAAGGGAGAUCGAGGAGAAGAUGUGACUGCUAAAAGUGUCAGUACAUCAGGUACCAGAGAUUUAGUACGAGAAGCGACAGGUUAUCAAAGACCAGUUUAUGGUACUCAAGUUUGGUAUCCUGGUGGUUCUGGUGGUGGUGGCAACAGCAAAGGAUGGUCAAAUAAUAGACCUCAAGGAGGAUAUGGUCGCACCACUGGCUAUGGAGGUGGAUCUCAAAACCAAUACCUGACUAAUCAAGGUGGUUACGUAGGCAAUCAAAUCAAUCAAAAUCCUGGAUAUGGUACUAACAAAGGUUGGGCUUCUGGAGGAUCAAGUUGGGGUGGAAGCAAUGUUCAGAGACCUAUGACUGGUGGUUCUGGUAACUAUAAAGGAAGUAGCUCUUAUAAUCAAGGGGGAUACCAAAGUGGCUACGGUCAAAGCGGAUACGGACAGAGUGGAUACUUGCAACAAGGGGGAUUUGGUCAAGGUGCUUAUGGCGGGCAAGGAAUAUAUGGUGGUCAAAGUGGAUAUGGUGGUCAAAGUGGAUAUGGUGUUCAAAGUGGAUAUGGUGGACAAGGUAUAUUAAGUGGACUAAGUGGAUAUGGUGGACAAAGUGGAUAUGGUGGACAAGGUAUAUUGGGUGGACAAAGUGGAUAUGGUGGACAAGGUAUAUUAGUUGGACAAAGUGGAUUUGGUGGACAAGGUAUAUUAGGUGGACAAAGUGGAUAUGGUGGACAAGGAGGAUACGGAGGACAAAGUGGUUGGUACGGUGGGAAUCAGAUUAGUUCUGGGGGAUACAAUUGGCCAUCUGGUGGUGGUGGGGGUGGUGGUUACAGAGGUGAUAAGGGAAGCUACGGAGGGUCUUAUGGAAACUUAGGAAAUCAACAAGGCUAUGGUAGUAUCAAUUUCGGAAGUGGUUACCCAAGCCAAGGCCUUAGUGGUGGUUUAGGUAAUCAAAUAUAUGGUUCAGGAUAUGGUGGUUCCUAUAUGGGACAGAAAGGUUACGGUGGAUCUUCUGGUGGACAAAAGGGCUAUGGUAAUUACAACAACAUAAACGCAAUUCCACAGAGUAGUGGCGUAUGGGGUGGCAAUAUAUAUGACAGAUAUGGUUCUGGCAACUUUCAAGGAAAUUAUAAAGGGGGCACUCCAAGAAACUCUAAAGGCUGGUCAUCAUCCAGAAGUGGAUAUGGUAAUAAUUAUUCCAACAGGAAAGGAUAUUAUUAAUGUUCAAACUAUCCCGAAAAAUGUUUUCGCCCAAGAAUGCCAUCAUAAAACAUUUCAUCAGUUGAAGAGCUUUAAAAACGGACAAUUUACUUUAAAAUAAAUUUAGAUAACUCGGCGAAGUCCAAUCUCUAUUUUCAAGCACCGAAUGCCAUCAACAUACCCACAGAAUAUGAUAUGCAUCAAAAAGUUAUUUCAAAGACUUGCGUUGAUUGUUGAUUUUGUGCUUUAUAUUUGCUUUAUUAUUUAGCAAAUAAGAUUGAGAAUAAAUAGUUAAA
Molecule: messenger RNA, 1758 nt
Organism: Parasteatoda tepidariorum (common house spider)
Lineage: Eukaryota; Metazoa; Arthropoda; Arachnida; Araneae; Theridiidae
Source: RefSeq, a predicted model, not a curated record